GGUUCAGGCAACGCAGCAUGGUAGGGAGAGAUGUUAUUAGCGGCUAAUAUUACCUCACUUUUAAAUGGUUGAACGUGGGAAAGUAGUCUGUUGAUCAAAAAAACUGACUACAAUAAUUGAAAUACUAAGAUCCGUUUAUUGGGCACGCGCGGCUUUAAUUUUGUGGUCAAACGAAAACAUCUGAAAUGUCCAAACCUGCGCUAACGUCACUUCAUCAAGCGCUGAGGAAAAGCUUCCAGACUCUCGAAAGCAACCAGAAAGUAUGGAAGAGUGUGUUGGCCGAUUGCAGCCCUCUGAUGGGGUCUCUCGGGAACUUGGCGGAGCAGUCGCGAGCGCUUUCCAACGUCCAAAUCUCCAACACGCCGCUCGGAGACUUUCCUGACCUGGAGGAACGGCUGCGUUUUAAACUCUCUCAAGCCACGGAUACGGUGCUGGGCAAGCUCAACGAGAAGACGUCUUCUCUACAGUCCGUGAGGGAUUCCAUCAGUAACCAGGUCUCUGCAGUCUUCCAGCUUUACGAGCAGAGCACAGACAGUCUGGACCUGCUCGCCGUAACCGAGCGCUCGGCCACCGCCCCCUCAGUGUCCGACAUGCUGGAGUGGCUGCAGGAUGCCGAGCGGCACUAUCGGCAGCAAUUUCUGAGGAGGAAGACUCUGCUGCUGACUCUGAGGGCAGAUGAUCUAUCCCUUUUAGAAUCUGCUCACAAAAGAUGGAAAUCCUUGGAGUGUCCCAGUGCAGAGGACCACAUCACAGAUACACUUUGCAAAGUGUCCUUCUUUACCGAGUCCCAAUGAAGAGAGUAAAAGCGACACAGGUGGAACUCUGAGCUUCUGAAUCGGACUUGAUUUUAUACGACGGGGCUAGAAGAGAAGAGCAAACAUGCAGAACUACAUGGAUGUAUACCCCGUGGACAUGACCAGAUUUUUUAUUUUGUUAAAUAAAUGUCCCUAGACGCGGCCUUGGAUGGGAGGUGUGUGCAUGGACCAGACUUUAUAAGGACAUGAGGAAAUUACUUUAAAAAAAAUGACCCUGUGGCGUCCUGUCAUGGCCCAAACCAAAUGUACUUUAGAGCAACAACCAGAACACAAAGGGACAAAGACGGUUACACAACGCAGUGAGUGAAGCACUCUGUAACAAACUGGUUUUAUUUCACACGUUCGAUGCAGGCACAAUCAAGUCAAGGCUUUAUGUGACAAACGAAGGGGGUAACGACAUGUCAGAGAACAGCUGCUGAGCAACUCACCACAAUCUUCACAACACAGGCCAUCAUUAAAGCCACCACGACGGUCAAACUGGAUUUGACGAUACAGGCGAUGGGCUUUCUUCAGGCACUACUGUUAAUCAUAGCGCAGCGAACAAAACGUCAAAGUACCAAAGACACGUUUUAACAUUACAAGGAGAUAUACAAAAUACAGGAUGGAUAUAUUAAUAAAUAUAUAUAUUUCAUUUUAAAGCUUAAAAUUCACAGACUUAAAACUUGAGUACAUUUAGGAAAAUAACAGCAUCAACCCUUUAACUGGUUCUCCCUCCACCUCUUCCUAUACGUACUCUUUUAAUGGUACACUAUUAGACGUGAUGGGUUUCGGGGGAUCCGGUGCCGAGGCGGGCGAGUUGGCGAAGCUCCGGCCGAUGUAGCCGCGGCGGUACCUGCCGCUCCUCUCCAUGAGGGGACAGGUGCUGCUCAGCACCGCUCCGCUGAUCAUGAGGAUGACGGCGGACGCCCAGCCCAGAUAGAUGGCCUGACCCAGCUCCCGCUUGUGCAUCAGCGGCACGUUGGGGUUGUAGAAGUCCUGGACGACUGUGUUGGCGGUCCAGGAGACGGGAAUCAGCACGCACAGGCCGGUGAGGAUGAAGAGGACCCCGCCGGAGAGCGCGAUACCCGCCUUGGCGCGGCGGUCGUCGCCGGCGCAGGUGGUGCACUUCAUGCCACAGCAGGACACAGUGCAGGAGAGCCAGCCCAUGAAGAUGGCCAGGCACAUGAGGGCGCGGGCCGCCUGGAUGUCCGGGGGCAAGGCCAGCAUGGAGUCGUACGUCUUACACUGCAUGUGGCCGGUGGUCUGGUAGAUGCAGUUCAUCCAGAUGCCCUCCCACUUGAUCUCCGAAGUCAGGAUGUUGCUGCCGAUGAAGGCCGACACCUUCCACUGGGGCAGCGCCGUGACGGCGAUCGCCAUGAUCCAGCCCGUCACCGCGCAGGUGAAGCUGAUCAGCUGCAUGCCGGUGUUCACCAUGAUGACAAAUAUAUAUAAAUUUUUUUUUUUUUUUAGACCAAUCUUUGAGGAAUCGCAGGUCUUUGUUCACUACAGUCGUCUCUUAUUUCGUUAGUUAUCCUUCUUUGUGGUAUUCAAAGUCUACUCCUUUGGUUUCCUUGUCCCCUUCCUGUGUGGCUUGGACACGCUUCCUACGGCCUUUGCCCCAAAGCCACUUUGUCAGCAGCCACUCUCUUCUCUUUUCCUUUUCCUCUUCAACAUCUGCUCACUUGUUUUUAAUUCCCACGUGGCCUCAAAUCACCAUUACUCAGAAAUAAUCACUCGCUUUCUCUCUCCAGUCAUGCACCUUUUCUCCCCCCCCCCAAAAGGAUUAGAGGCACUCUCUCCUCCUCUUCAUCCCUUGUUUUGAGUCAAUGCAUUAUUGAGUAGCCGAUAGCUGUGCAGCCACCUGUGGCAGCCGACGGUAGCGGGAUCGAUCGGCCUUGUGGAUGAAAUGGAUGCCAGCCAGACAGCUUUUCUUUUUUUCCCCCAGUGGAAGUUUCUUUGCCUUCAGCUCCGGUUCAAAUCCAGAGGGCCAAUUAUUGAGCUGCAGUGUGCUUCAGUGUCACACUCCUGGUAUGGUGUAGCCUUACAGAGAUGGAUCAGCCCGAUACAACCCGAUACUUGGGUUCAAGGCCACCGAUGCAGCUAUGAGUAUAUCCUGUCACAGCAAGGUUAAAAAAGGGAGAUCACACGGAACAAAAAUUUUUACCUCGUCGACAGAGAUUCAAUAUUUGGUCCUCAAGGAAUGAACGAGACAAUCGUACCGUUGAGAUGAACAAUCGGCUGUUUAAGAGUCAAUCAAGAGGUUAUUCCAGGGUUUCCCCCCCCCCCCCAAAGAGUUCGCAGCAGACUGGUUUUUAAAUCCGUCUCUAAUUCAAAAAGAAAGCACAGGUUUCCAGAGGACUAGUCAUCAGACACUGCUGCUGCCAGCUGAAGUAUCUCCUUGUUGUCGAUGAACGGCGCUGAGGUCUAAGCCUCGACGAGGCCACUUCAGCUGCUGCUCGGCUUCACCCUGCUGCUCGGCUUCACCCGCCCCCAACCGCUUCCUCCGGUAGCAACGCAAGCCCAAAUGGGUCAGUCCUGGUUCCAGACAAGGGUAACCGAUAACAAAUCAGGGCCGUAUAGCGAGACUUGUGGGUAAGUAGAUAAUCUGUUCACCGCCUCCCAUCUUCAGCACUGCAGUCUCUACAGUCAAACCUGCCAGAGCAACAAUGAACCCCAGGAAAACAAAAAACGUUGCGGGAGGGAGAGGGCAAAAGAGGGUGAGAUAACAAAAGGCGGGAGGGAGGGAUGGCCGAGGAUGGAGCGCCGUUUGUAGGUGGAUCAGUUAACACAAAGACAACAUGGGGGGGUGUCUCUACAAUGAGGAUUAGACACUUUGUAUUGCUUUGACCACACAAACUGGCAUGUUUUAAAAGGAGCUUUCACUUACCCCCUUUUUGUCUGCAAUGAAAGGGAGAAACAGCUUCACAUAAGGGGACGUAGGUCUUUUUGUUUAGUCUCCAACGACUGGUUGAAAUGCUGACAAGCCACAGGUUUAAAAAAAGAAAAAAAAAGUAUUGUAUGAUUGUGUCAUCUGGACAAAAAAUAAAACUCUGAAUUCUGACACUUGACUUUUUAGUUUUAUCCGAUUUGUUUAGUGUCAUUCAUUACAUUUCACAGAAUUGUGGCUGAAACGUCAACUGGCUGGUCUGUAUCAGUUUAUUUAUUUUGGUUAUUGCAUGACAGCUCGAGGAGGAGAAAGAAAACAGAGCUUGGCUGUAACAGAAGGAUCCGACAGCCCCUCUUUUGUCUUCGCAUUGUGAAA
This is a messenger RNA of Anarrhichthys ocellatus (wolf-eel), 4056 nucleotides long. RefSeq names its product AFG2 interacting ribosome maturation factor (gene airim). The record is from RefSeq and is a predicted model, not a curated record. Bases 186 to 794 code for a protein of 202 amino acids. The transcript is spliced from 4 exons. NCBI's taxonomy places the organism in Eukaryota, Metazoa, Chordata, Actinopteri, Perciformes, Anarhichadidae. Gene Ontology annotation, cellular component: cytoplasm; nucleus.